This is a messenger RNA of Closterium sp. Naga37s-1, 969 nucleotides long. The record is from the annotation of a GenBank genome assembly. NCBI's taxonomy places the organism in Eukaryota, Viridiplantae, Streptophyta, Zygnematophyceae, Desmidiales, Closteriaceae.
AUGUCUCCGAACACACCGCAAGAAGCGGACGUAGCGGCGGUUCCUGCGGGUGAUAAAGCCGUCAAGAGCAUCCUUAUCUACAUGGCAAUGGCGGCUGAGGCGGCGCCGCUGGUGAACAGCCUCGAUCUGCAGCUGAAGGAGCACGACUCUUUCCCCGCAGGGUCCCCCUGGCAGCUGCACUCAGGGUCGCAUGCGGGAGUGAGCAUCCACCUCGUCACACCUGGCAAGGACAGGACUCUAGGGGUGGAUAACGUGGGUACGGUGCCAGCAGCCGUGGCCGUGUACGCAGCAGCAGCCUCUCUGCACCCAGACCUCAUUAUUAAUGCCGGCACUGCUGGCGGCUUCAAGGCCAAGGGAGCAGCCAUUGGCGAUGUGUACUUGGCGUCGCACUUUGCCAACCAUGAUCGUCGCAUCCCCCUUCCAGGCUUCGACGAGUACGGCAUUGGCCUUAUCGAGUCCCCGCAUGCCUCUCGCGUUGCCGCUGCCCUGGGCUUCAAGGUGGGGCGUGUAUCAAGUGGGAACUCGUUGGAUAUGAGUGCAGAGGACGAGAAGCUGAUUGCUAAGAACGACGCCACCGUCAAGGACAUGGAGGCAGCAGCGGUGGCGUGGGUGGCGGCGCUGCUGUCGCUGCCGCUGCUCUCAGUGAAGGCGGUGACAGACAUAGUGGAUGGGGACCGCCCCACCACCGAGGAGUUCCUCGAGAACCUGCACACCGCUGCUGAUGCGCUGCAGCAUGCCGUGCCGAAGCUGGUGGCGCUGGUGGAAGGGAAAAGGCUGGUGGAGUUGGGCGUUGAGGAAGGGGGUGAGGAGGGGGGAGAGGAGGGGGGAGAGGAGGGGGGAGGGGAGGGGGAAGAGGAGGGGGGAGAGGAGUUCCUGGAGAACCUGCACACCGCUGCUGAUGCGCUGCAGCACCCCGUGCCGAAGGUGGUGGUGGCGCUGGUGGAAGGAAAGAGGUUGGUGCAGUUGUGA